Balaenoptera musculus (blue whale) is the source of this 1192-nucleotide messenger RNA. It is a transcript of the gene CDCA3, whose product is annotated as cell division cycle associated 3. Bases 193 to 993 code for a protein of 266 amino acids. The transcript is spliced from 6 exons. Lineage: Eukaryota; Metazoa; Chordata; Mammalia; Artiodactyla; Balaenopteridae. The record is from RefSeq and is a predicted model, not a curated record.
CUCACAUAGCGGACCUAUAGGAACCAGGAUCGACUCAGCCAAUAGGGUCAGGGCAGGGGCGUGGCGGGAAGUUUGAAACUUUGAUUCGGGAGUUGAGGAUCGAGCUGUUUUGCACCCAAAGCUGGAACUGGGGCCCGGCAUCCCUUCCUCGCCCGGGCCGGGCCCUGCCCCAUCCUAUUUCUCCUGGUUGAGAUGGGCUCAGCCAAGAGCGUCCCAGUCACUCCAGCGCGGCCUCCGCCUCACAACAAGCUUCUGGCUCGAGUGGCGGACCCCCGUUCACCCAGCGCCGGCAUCCUGCGCACUCCCAUCCAGGUAGAGAGCUCUCCUCAGCCAAACCUGCCAGCAGGGGAGCAGCUGGAGGGCCCUAAGCAGUCCCAGGACUCAGAUCCCCGCUCUCCUACCCUUGGCAUUGCACGGACACCUAUGAAGACCAGCGGAGAGCCCCCAAGCCCACUGGUGAAACAGCUGAGUGAUGUAUUUGAGACCGAAGACCCCACAUUAAGUCUUCCCCCAGAGCCUGUUCUGCCCCUAGAGACACCUUCAUCUUCUCAACUGGACUUGCCUCUGGGCACCCAGUUUUCCCUUGAGGAUCAGAUGCCACCUUGGAGCCAGACUGAGCUCCCCUCCAGGCAGGUGUUUUCCAAGGAGGAAAUAGGACAUGCCUCAGAAACCCCUAUGGCCAGCCAGGACUCAGACAAGCCCUUGAGAGACCCCGAGACUCCUCGAUCUUCAGGUUCUAAGUGCAGCAGAUGGAAACCAAACAGCAAGGUGCUAGGGAGAUCUCCUCUCACCAUCCUGCAGGAUGACAACUCCCCCGGGACUCUGACACCACGACAGGGAAAGCGGCCUUCUCCCCUGAGUGAAAAUGUUAGGGAACUAAAGGAAGGGGCCGUUCUGGGAACUGGACGACUUCUGAAAACUGGAGGACGAGCAUGGGAGCAAGGCCAGGGCCACGACAAGGAAAAUCAGCACUUUCCUUUGGUAGAGAACUAGGGCAUGCACGGCCUCAGCACCGGGACUCACCAGGGGCCUAGUGAUAUUCUGUGUCCUCUCACCCCUUCUUUCCCUGGGAGACUGGAAAGGCUCGUUUUCUUCAACUCCCCCUACACUACCAACUCUGGGACUGAGAGCUUCCUUGGCUUUCUUUGUGUCUUAUGUGUUUCUGUAUAUUAAAGCAAGUGAUUUUAAAUGA